Molecule: messenger RNA, 1621 nt
Organism: Lampris incognitus (smalleye Pacific opah)
Lineage: Eukaryota; Metazoa; Chordata; Actinopteri; Lampriformes; Lampridae
Gene: srms
Product: src-related kinase lacking C-terminal regulatory tyrosine and N-terminal myristylation sites
Exons: 8
Coding region: 104-1597 (497 amino acids)
Biological process (GO): cell differentiation; protein phosphorylation; innate immune response
Cellular component (GO): extrinsic component of cytoplasmic side of plasma membrane
Molecular function (GO): non-membrane spanning protein tyrosine kinase activity; signaling receptor binding; ATP binding
Source: RefSeq, a predicted model, not a curated record
CAGACCCUGAGCCGUGCGCGGGGAACUUCCGCUCACGCCAGGUAUAACAAACCUGUGCUUGGUACUCGCCGGGGCGCCGCUGCGGUCCUUUCCUGGUUAUGGGAUGGAGGGCUGCUGCCGCAGCUGCAUGCCGUGUCUAAACCGGCUGUGGAACUGGAUAUGGCCCGAUUUACGCUAUCCCCACGUCGCCAACGCCAAUACGAGAGCCCCGGAGAUACGAACUAUUUCCGGUGACAUUCGCGUCCCGUCGCCGAAGAAGAAGCCGACCCAGCUGUACGCGGCGCUGUUCGACUUCGAAGCCCGAAGCGAGGAGGAGCUGACGGUGAAGGAAGGAGACAAACUGUCGGUGAUAGAGAAACGGGGGGAGUACGUCCUGGCCAAAAAGCUGACCGGCUCUCUGGAGUCCGGUUUGGUCCCGGCCAACUACGUGGCUGUGCUGCAAGACGAAUUCGCCAAACAUAAGUGGUACUAUGGGAACAUAAAUCGUGUGAAAGCUGAGAAGCUUUUGCUUGCCCCCCAAAACAAAGAUGGCUCCUUCCUGGUGCGCAUCAGCGAGAGCCACAGCGAUGAGUACACCAUCUCAGUCAGGAGUGAUGGUAAGGUUUUCCACUUCAGAAUUCAGCGCUCCGCCAUUGGGGCUUACUUCAUCUCUGAAAAGAUCUCCUUCACCACACUGGGGGAGCUCAUCACGUACUACCAGAAAAACUCCCGCAGCCUGGGUGUACCCCUAGAUGAGCCCUGCGCCCAGAAGCGGGAGCUGUUUGAUAUGGAGCCGUGGGAGAGGCCUCGAGAGGAGUUCAAACUCCACAGGAAACUUGGAGAGGGACACUUUGGAGAGGUCUGGGAGGCUCUAUGGACCACAGAGAACAGGAGGGUGGCUAUAAAGAUGCUCAAGCAAGAGGACACGAAGCAGGAUGAGUUUGUGAAGGAGGUGCAGGCAUUAAAGUGCCUCCACCACCCGAAGCUGAUUGGGCUCCUGGCUCUGUGCUCCAGAGGAGAGCCCGUCUACAUCGUGACUGAGCUUAUGCCUAAAGGCAGCCUCAAGUCUUACCUCGCCUCUGCAGAGGGCCAGGUGCUAACAUCAGCACAUCUUACCUACAUGGGCAGUCAGGUAGCGGAGGGCAUGGCCUACCUGGAGGACAGACACAUCGUCCACAGAGACCUGGCUGCCAGGAACAUCCUGGUGGGGGAUGACCUGGUCUGCAAGGUGGCUGACUUUGGAAUGGCAAGAAUCAUAAAGGACAGUGUGUACACAGCCAGCCGUAGCACUAAGAUCCCAGUGAGGUGGACGGCACCGGAAGCUGCCCUCCACCAGCGGUUUUCGGUGAAGUCGGACGUCUGGUCAUUCGGUGUGCUGCUCUACGAGAUGCUGUCCCGCGGGAAGAUGCCUUACGACGGCAAAACCUGCAAAGAAGUACUGGAGCUGCUCACCUCAGGGUUCCGGCUGUCGUGCCCCACCCGAUGUCCACAGAACAUCUAUCUGAUCAUGUUGGACUGCUGGGCCCCGGAGCCCUCCAAGAGGCCCUCCUUCCAUGCCCUGCACAGCCAGCUGGAUACCAUCUAUGCCAGGAUAUACUACAAGACCAUAGAGGUGUAGAAAGGGAGAGCGAUGGGGGGUCUG